Molecule: messenger RNA, 399 nt
Organism: Arachis stenosperma
Lineage: Eukaryota; Viridiplantae; Streptophyta; Magnoliopsida; Fabales; Fabaceae
Product: ethylene-responsive transcription factor RAP2-12-like
Exons: 2
Coding region: 1-399 (132 amino acids)
Biological process (GO): regulation of DNA-templated transcription; ethylene-activated signaling pathway
Molecular function (GO): DNA binding; DNA-binding transcription factor activity
Source: RefSeq, a predicted model, not a curated record
AUGAUAUCCGACGAUAUAAAUCUUGCCGUUGUGGUGGUGGUGGUGGUGGUGGUGAUAGCGGCAGAGGUUGUGGGAUCUGCUAUAGAGGCAUCUAAUGGAAGACCGUAUAUUCUUGAGACAAUAGUUCAGUUUGCAAUUGGAAAGGCUUGUGAAGAGGGAAAAUGGGCGGCGGAGAUUUGCGAUCCAAGAAAAGGUGUUCGCGUUUGGCUUGGAACCUUCAACACCACCAAAGAAGCCGCCAGAGCCUAUGACAGAGAAGGUCGUAAGAUUCACGGAAAGAAAGCUAAAGUGAACUUCCCCAACGAGGAUGACAAACACUCCAUUCAACAAUCUCACAACAUUAUUCCAAACCUUCCUCCUCCUCUGUAUCAAUAUGGUGAUGCCACAACAACAACAUGA